GCGGCUUUAAAGGGGCAGCUGCAGCCCGCGGCCGCCGCACGUGAGGCCGGUGCGCUCCCGCCGACCGCAGCCCCGAGCGCCGAGCGGCGGCCGGAGCCGCCGGGGCUGGGCGGGCCGAGCGCAGCGGCUGCCAGCCCGCCUCACGCCAAGUUUGAUCGAUAACCCCCUCCCGGCCCGGGCGGAGCAGCCUCGGCGGCUCCGCUACCCACCAUCUUUGGGGGAAGUCCCUGCGCUGGGGGGGCUGCUGGAGACGGGGGAGAAAGGCAAUCUCGCAGCCAAUGAGCCCUGCUAGACUGGGGUGAAGACGAGAGCAGAGGGAUUUGGGGAAGGAAAGAAUAAAAAAAAGAGACGAAAGGAGGGGGACCAUCCUCCCCACCACCUCCGCCAGCAUCGCCACCACCGUUGACACCGCUCCGAGUCUCCAGUUGUGCCCAUGCCUGUGCCGCCAGUCUCGAUUUAGGGGCUGAACCGCAGGGGCUGAAGAAGAUGGGGCAGAGCGCGCCCCGGACCCUCGUGCUGCUGCUGGCGGGGCUGCUGGGGGAGGCUCUGGCGGGGUUCCCCAACACCAUCAGUAUAGGUGGACUUUUCAUGAGGAACACUGUUCAGGAGCACAGUGCAUUUCGAUUUGCUGUGCAGCUGUACAACACAAACCAAAAUACCACAGAAAAGCCCUUCCAUUUGAACUAUCACGUAGAUCACCUGGACUCUUCCAACAGUUUUUCAGUGACAAAUGCUUUCUGUUCACAGUUUUCCAGGGGAGUUUAUGCCAUCUUUGGGUUCUAUGACCAGAUGUCAAUGAACACCCUGACGUCGUUCUGUGGGGCCCUGCACACGUCCUUCAUCACCCCGAGCUUCCCCACAGAUGCAGACGUGCAGUUCGUCAUCCAGAUGCGGCCAGCUUUGAAAGGAGCCAUCCUCAGUCUCCUGACUUACUAUAAGUGGGAAAAGUUUGUGUACCUCUAUGACACAGAACGGGGAUUUUCCAUUCUUCAGGCAAUUAUGGAAGCAGCAGUACAGAACAACUGGCAAGUGACAGCCAGAUCUGUAGGAAGCAUAAAAGAUGUCCAAGAGUUCAGAAGAAUUAUAGAGGAGAUGGACAGACGGCAAGAAAAAAGAUACCUAAUUGACUGUGAAGUAGACAGAAUCAACACCAUUUUGGAACAGGUUGUAAUCCUCGGCAAACAUUCUAGAGGCUAUCACUACAUGUUAGCUAACCUGGGUUUCACAGACAUUGUUCUGGAGAGAGUAAUGCAUGGAGGUGCCAACAUUACUGGAUUCCAGAUUGUUAAUAAUGAAAACCCAAUGGUUCAGCAGUUUCUACAGCGCUGGAUGAGGCUUGAUGAAAGGGAAUUCCCUGAAGCCAAAAACUCACCAUUAAAGUACACGUCUGCCCUGACCCACGAUGCAGUCCUGGUGAUAGCAGAGGCUUUCCGGUACCUCCGAAGGCAGCGCGUGGAUGUCUCCAGGAGAGGCAGUGCUGGAGACUGCCUGGCUAACCCUGCUGUGCCAUGGAGCCAAGGAAUCGAUAUAGAGAGGGCACUGAAAAUGGUACAAGUUCAAGGAAUGACAGGGAACAUCCAGUUCGACACCUAUGGGCGGAGAACAAAUUACACAAUUGACGUGUAUGAAAUGAAGGCUGGUGGGUCACGGAAGGCUGGUUAUUGGAAUGAAUAUGAAAGAUAUGUGCCAGCAUUAGAUCAGCUGCCCUCUAAUGACACUUCAUCUGUGGAGAACAGAACUAUAGUAGUGACUACCAUCUUGGAAUCACCAUAUGUAAUGUAUAAGAAAAACCAUGAACAACUAGAAGGGAAUGAGAGAUAUGAAGGAUAUUGUGUAGACUUAGCUUCUGAAAUAGCAAAACAUGUUGGAAUAAAAUACAAACUGUCAAUUGUUGGAGAUGGGAAAUAUGGAGCUAGGGACCCUGAGACUAAGAUAUGGAAUGGCAUGGUGGGUGAACUGGUCUAUGGGAGAGCAGAUAUAGCUGUUGCCCCCCUCACCAUAACAUUGGUGCGAGAAGAAGUCAUAGACUUUUCCAAACCCUUUAUGAGCCUGGGCAUCUCCAUCAUGAUCAAGAAGCCUCAGAAAUCUAAACCAGGCGUGUUCUCUUUCCUGGAUCCCUUGGCUUAUGAGAUUUGGAUGUGUAUAGUCUUUGCUUACAUUGGCGUCAGCGUAGUUCUUUUCCUAGUCAGCAGAUUCAGCCCCUAUGAGUGGCACUUGGAAGACAACACUGAAGAACCACGUGACCCUCAGAAUCCUCCUGACCCUCCAAAUGAGUUUGGAAUAUUUAACAGCCUUUGGUUUUCCCUGGGUGCCUUUAUGCAGCAAGGAUGCGAUAUUUCUCCAAGAUCUCUCUCAGGGCGAAUUGUCGGAGGAGUCUGGUGGUUCUUCACUCUCAUCAUCAUCUCCUCCUACACUGCUAAUCUCGCUGCCUUCCUGACGGUGGAGAGGAUGGUUUCACCCAUAGAGAGUGCAGAGGACCUGGCUAAACAAACUGAAAUUGCCUAUGGCACUUUGGAUUCAGGCUCAACCAAAGAAUUCUUCAGAAGGUCAAAGAUAGCUGUGUAUGAGAAGAUGUGGUCGUACAUGAAGUCGGCGGAGCCCUCGGUGUUCACCAAGACGACGGCGGACGGGGUGGCGCGGGUGCGCAAGUCCAAGGGGAAGUUUGCCUUCCUGCUGGAGUCCACCAUGAACGAGUACAUCGAGCAGCGCAAGCCCUGCGACACCAUGAAAGUGGGAGGCAACCUGGAUUCCAAGGGCUAUGGUGUAGCAACCCCCAAAGGCUCAGCAUUAAGAAAUGCUGUUAACCUGGCAGUAUUAAAACUGAAUGAGCAAGGCCUCUUGGACAAAUUGAAAAACAAAUGGUGGUACGACAAAGGAGAGUGCGGCAGCGGGGGAGGUGACUCCAAGGACAAGACGAGCGCUCUGAGCCUGAGCAAUGUUGCUGGCGUGUUCUAUAUCCUUGUGGGAGGCCUGGGGCUGGCCAUGAUGGUGGCACUGAUCGAGUUCUGCUACAAGUCCCGGGCCGAGUCCAAGCGAAUGAAACUCACCAAGAACACGCAGAACUUCAAACCUGCCCCUGCCACCAACACGCAGAAUUACGCUACCUACAGAGAAGGCUACAACGUGUACGGCACAGAAAGUGUGAAAAUCUAGGGAUCUUCACCCUGACAGCAUGCAAGACAAAAAGCAGCAGAGAAUGUGGCUACUUCAUGGAUUUGGACCAUCUGAGCCAGUUGUACUCUCUCCGAGGUGUCACGCAUGACACGCAUUGAUGAUGGUGCAAUGUACUUUUAAUAGGAAAAACUGGUAUUUUUUCCUUCAGUGCCUUAUGGAAGACUCUGAGACUCACAACAAUGCAAACCAUCACCGAAAUAUUCUUGCUUUGCUUCGAAGAAGUAAUAGAAAAAGAAGAGAGGAAAAGAAAAAGAAAAAAAUAAAGAGAAAAAAGAAAAAGAAAAAAAAUACAAAAGAAAAAAACCCAAACGAAAGGGAAAAAGAAAAGGACUGGUAACAAGAUAUUGGUAUGUGAAAAAAAAGAAAAAUAUCUUGUAAAAAAGAUCAGUGCAACAAAAGCCAUUCUUUGAUACCACUGCACAGUAACUGAACUUGUGUCCUGAAAGCAGCCACAGCUGGUUCCAUCAGCCACCCCAGUCGAAUGAAAUUCUGAAACUCCUCUGACACAGAGCUCAGAAAUCUGCUGUGUGCAAACGCGGACUGGCCUGCCACUGCUCCUGUGAGCUGAUGUCAAGAUGUUUCAGUAUUUACUUACAGUGGUGUGAUUUUAUUUUUGUUCUGAGCCAUUCUAACCUCUCCAGCCAAUUUGAGCAAUUCUGUAUAGCAGCAAAAGGUGUAACACCUGAAGGAAAGAAUCCGUGCGUUCAAACCAGUUAAGGUCAAUGACUGUGAAUCUGUAAAUGCAAAAGAAAGUAAUUUGUCGAACUGCAUGUCUUGCUUUCAGAUCAAUAAAUUAAUUUCUUGACAUGGUAGCUAAAGUGCGGGCAGAAAAUAUUGCAUUCCUUCUUUUUGUUCUAUCAUCAGGCAUACCUACAGGUGCUUUAUUAAAAUGACAUUGUGUGGCUUUUAAAAGUUAAAAAAAAAAAGGAAAAGCCACUUGCUGUUUAAGUUCAGACCAUAUAUCUCAUUUCUUGCUAUGCAUUUGCAGUUUAAUUCACUGUUUAAUAUCAAGCAAUGAAGCAAGGGAAGGGCAGGUUAGUUUUUCCCAGGCCUGCUUCUGCUUCUCCCCAGUUCUGUCCCCCCCAGCUCCGUGCUCAGCUGAGGGUCUCAGUGCAGGUCUCUGUAGGACAGGGGCAGGGAAGGAGGGUGCUCACUGCAGCUCAGGAACAGCGAGUGAGGCACUGCUGGCUCUGUCCUGUCAGCCCCUGCCAGCUCCUGCCCCUCCGGGGGGAGCUCCUGCUACCCACAGCACCGUCUCACACAGCAGCAGCAUUUCAGCCUCUGCCUGGAAAAUACUUACCUUCAUCUCUGAAAAUAAAAAAAAAUUUAAAAAAGGAAAAAAAAAAAAAAAGAAAAA
Prinia subflava (tawny-flanked prinia) is the source of this 4531-nucleotide messenger RNA. RefSeq names its product glutamate ionotropic receptor AMPA type subunit 3 (gene GRIA3). Gene Ontology annotation, molecular function: transmitter-gated monoatomic ion channel activity involved in regulation of postsynaptic membrane potential; AMPA glutamate receptor activity. The record is from RefSeq and is a predicted model, not a curated record. The transcript has 16 exons. Lineage: Eukaryota; Metazoa; Chordata; Aves; Passeriformes; Cisticolidae. The coding region runs from base 487 to 3153 and encodes 888 amino acids. Gene Ontology annotation, cellular component: plasma membrane; AMPA glutamate receptor complex; postsynaptic density membrane. Gene Ontology annotation, biological process: monoatomic ion transport; synaptic transmission, glutamatergic; modulation of chemical synaptic transmission.